GCCAACCGAUGCUCCUAUACUCGCUCGCCGCUCGCGUUGUGUGGAGGGAGGCUCAAUUUUUGUUUUGCGGCAGCGGAGAGUGUAAUUCGACGCAUCGUAGUCAGAUCAGAGAGAAAGAAGUUAGGGGGAGCAAUGGCGGAUGAGCAAGGCGUUGCUGGGCGGCAGAGGAAGAAACGAAAGUGGGAUCAACCUGCAGAGGAUGUUGUUUCUGCAGCUGUGUCCUUGCCAAUUCCUGGCAUGAUGCAGUUCGGAGGAGCCAACCCUUUGGCUGCUUUUGGGAUGCCUAGCAUGAUGUCCAUGAUGGGUGGUUAUAUGGGAAUGUCCAUGGCACCUAUGAAUUUGUCUGCUGCUUCUAAUCUGACGCCUAGCAGUACAGCAGCGGCUGUCGUACAGAAGAUCAAUCAGGAAUUAGUUGCGAAGGGGCUCAUGUUGCCAAGUAAAGUGCAUGACGAAGUGAUAUCACGAGAAAUUGUCAUUAAUUAUGCAGAUCCUAGCGUGAGGUACAAGCUUACUAAACGACAAACACAGGAGGAAAUUCAAGCCAAAACUGGAGCUGUUGUUAUCACUAGAGGUCGAUUUAGGCCACCAAAUGGUCCACCCGAAUCGGAGAAACCUCUUUACCUUCACAUAUCUGCUGGAGUACAGCUGAAAGACACUGCCGAGCGGAUUAAAGCUGUUGAUGCAGCCGCAGCGUUAGUAGAGGAGAUGAUGAAACAGGGCCCACCCUCUGUAGGAGUACUGCAGAAUGGGUUGGGAGGCCCAGCAUUUACUGCGGUCAUUAACGUUGGAAUUGAGGCAGAUCCAUCAUUCAAUCUCAUUGGUCGAAUUCGAGGGCCAAAUGAUCAGUAUAUUAAGCAUAUUAUGAGUCAGGCAGGAGCUCUUGUUGCUAUUCGUGGGAAAGGCUCUGGAUACUUGGAUCAUACAGGCGCAGAGUCGCAACAACCCCUCCAUCUUUUUAUAUCAAGUGAUAAUUCCAAGGCUUUGGAUGACGCGCGUAAACUUUCAGAGAAUUUAUUGGACACUAUUCGUGGCGAUAGUAGUUCUUUCAGAGCUGCCACACCUCAACCAACGGUCAAUGGAUCUUCAUCACUUUACAAUCACGGUAGAGAUCCGCAUGUGUCCGGCAGUGUGGGGCAUUUUUCUUAUCCGCAAACAAAUAAUGUAUACCCAAUGCAGGUGCAAGCCCAACAUUCAAGUGUACAACCUCAAGCUUCAGAAAUUCUACCAGGUCCUCAGCUAGGAACCUCAAGUGCGCUUUCACAGCCUGCUGCGUCUGACUUUGCUUUGAUGGACCCGUAUGCAAACAUGCGUCCUCCAUCCAAGUAUUACGCGGCAGUCCCUCCCCCCAAGCAACUUCUGGAGGGUGGAACGUUAGACGUUACUACAGAUGGUAACGGCACGCCAAGAAGUGAUUCAGAUGCUAAGUCAGGAGAACAAGGAGCCAAAGAAUCAAUCUCAAUGCCUUGUAAUAUUGAAAGUACUGUGUCAGCUGUGUCAGUACCAUCUUCCUCAGCGCACGUUCCAGGAGUUACUACUUCAGGAGCAUCGGAGUGUCUUUUAAAUUCAAGUUACAGGCCUCCAAAUACUCCUCAGUAUUACCAAGCCCCUGGGGUAGUGCCCUUGCAUUCAAACCCUUCAUACCCUGGCCAUGUUCCUGCCCCAAAUUAUGAGUUAUAUGGCGGAUUUUAUUCUCAGGUGUCUCCUCUCCCACAAGUUACAUCAGUGCUGCAGAGGCCGCCACCUCCUGUAUCUGUGAAGGCAGGUUCUGGGGUUGGUGGGAUUGUUCCACCAGGUACAGACGAUGCAUUGGUUGGUAGUUACUCCGGGCAAAGCAACCGACAGGUGGGGAAGAAUUCCUCUGGCCCUGGACAAAGGGAACGGCGCAAGUUUCAGGAAUUUGUGGUUGCUUCAAAGAGUGCUGCUGCAGAAGCUACUCAGUUGCAGCUGUAUCAAAACAUUGGAAUCGCUGCACACGAUGCGGUGAAUUCUUUCAAAGUAAAUGCAAGUGUUACGAUGCCUCCACCUCCGCCCAAAUUUGCUUCCGCAACUGUUAACAGUACACCGCCUCCAAAAUUAGCUUCACUAACUUCUCAGAAAGACGAUCACGAGCCUGAGCGUGAUGGGCUAAAGCUUGUGGAAUACGGAGAAGAUGAGGAUGAGCCCUCAACACAGACCAAGGAUAGCACAAAGACUGAAAAGUUUUCGUUGUAUUCAACUGGAAAACCAUUUUGGGCCGCUCCUUAGUCUACAUCACCAUGCGAAUAUCAUGGAUUAUGUUUCUCAUGGAUUGUGGUGGCUUAACCUCCCUCUCCUUCGAAGCCUUAUUUAUGUAUGUGAGACAUACAUCUCUUGCAACUUGUGAGUUCUACUCAGUUUUUUUGAAGAAUGGCACUCCAUAGUCUGGUUGUGAUCAUUUCUUCGUCAACCUUUAGAGUGAAUGAUUCAGGCUUAGUACCUGAUGAUGCUGUGUGAGACGCUUAUGAAGAGGGCUCAUCGGUUGUUUGUGAGGUCCUUCGCAUUGAUUAUUUCGAGUUUGAAAGAGGUCGUAACUUGUUUUUGGCCUUCCCUAGGUCUACUGAACUCUUUCCUGCAGCGGUUUUUUAGUUAUCAAAAGUAGUCACCCUGCCUUUUGGCAACUGAGGGUUAGAGUUAGGAUGAUGUUCAGAUUUGUAAUUCACUUUUCUUUUCACUGUACGAAACAACUCAAUUUACACAUGUAAUGUGUUAGUGACUACAUUCUGGCUCUAA
Messenger RNA from Physcomitrium patens, 2748 nucleotides. RefSeq lists its product as uncharacterized. Gene Ontology annotation, cellular component: nucleus. The record is from RefSeq and is a predicted model, not a curated record. Gene Ontology annotation, molecular function: RNA binding. Lineage: Eukaryota; Viridiplantae; Streptophyta; Bryopsida; Funariales; Funariaceae.